AUGCGGACAGAUUGCGUCCAGUAUCUUGAAGGUCCAGUCUUUACAGCGCUGGAAGACUCGUGGAGCUUGCCGACGGACCUACAUUCGCAGAGGUAUAUCUAUGGAGAAUCCUGCAUCGUUGUGAGCAAUGUCUUUUUUAGUCUAUUUGCACAAUCCAGUGCAAAAACCUUCUCUGUACCUAUGCGGUUUUGCUUGGUCAAAGCCGUUCCCACUAUACGCGUCUUUGUCCAUCACUUCUCAAUUCCUUUUGAUUGUCCGCGACACAAGCGACACUGCACUUUCAAGACAGUCCGCACUUUGUUUCAGUUCUGCGGGCAAGUGAAAGCAAACAUGCACGGCGCCAAGCGUAAACGCGGUGAUGUAUCACCUUCACCCACACCUCGAUCAAUCAGCUCAGCAACGCCAGCUGAGACUGAUUCUCGCCCCUCAACACUUUCCCCAGAUCCUGAAGAUUACUCGCAGAAGCAUCCAAAGGUCUCCGAGGCCUUUGCUUGCUGGCCCAAUGCUCGAAAGGUAACGAGGGAGGAAGUGCAAAAGAUGCAGUCUUUCCGCGAAACCCCAGACGUGCUCGACGCACGCGAUCGUCAAGCACACAUCUAUGCCAACACUAGGCGUAUGAUGCAUGUUCGCACGAAGAGGAUGCUUGCGCUUGCUUUGCGCGAUUAUCAGCGACAUCAUCACGUGCCAACGAGGCGCACGAAACCUCCACUGCACAAGCGUCGUUACAGUAUCGACGUUCACAAAGGCUUCGACAGAGAUAGAGUCAAGCGGGCACGCGACCGCAGGCUCAUUGAGCGUUUCCAAGGAGCCACACAAGAGAGACCAUGGGAAUUCGAGAGCGUCCCCACGCACCAUGAGCUCGAGCGUGCACCUUUCUCCACGCCUCCCCUUGGCUUCCCAAACCCAGCUCGCUUCGUGGAGUUUCAGUAUCGCGACGGCGCCUUCACGGACCCGCCUUUCACGGACGACACGUACCUCAGCCACGAGCUCGUCAGCAUCACAAACAAGCAGUGGCACUACAUGCUCCACACGACAGGCGAAGAAUGCUGGAUGCAAGACGACGGCCUCGACGCAUCGCUCUCCGUGCUCGCGGCCUCGACAAACUGCGCCGCGAACGGCAUCACAGUCGGCAACAGCGUCGACACGCAGCUCCUGUACCGCGAUCUCGCAAGCGCGCAGCAAAACAGCGCCGCCAAAUUUCUCAGCGCGACAUGGAUCUUCAUCCCGCUCAACGACGGCAUCGACGCCGCCUCCAACGCGAACGCCAACGGCUCGCACUGGAGCCUGCUCGCCUUCGACCGCCCGCACCGGCACUGCCACUACUUUGACUCGACCGGGGUGCAUGACACACGGCGCAGUGGGCUCGCACGCAUAAUCUUCGAGCGCAUGUGUGUGCUGCUGGGCGAACGGGCGUGGAGCUGGCGCGCGCACCCCGAGACUAACACGCCGCUGCAGCAUCGUGACAACCUCUUCCGGGCCGACGACGGGCCGUGCGCGCCCUUCGUGUACAGCAUGGUGCGCUACCUGGUUGACAAGGUUCACUUCCACCUGCGGGCCGGGAGCGCGGAGCAGAUGUGGUUCAACCUGCCCGACGGGUUUCCGGCGUGGUGGGCGCAGUGGUGGGAUUCGUACGCCGUGCGCGUGGAAAUGCAGCGCAGCGUUGCACUGGCAAAGAUGGAUGGUGUCGCUGCAAGGCUCAUCGGGGCGCACGACGACGCUGCUCUGCCCCAGGGCGUGCAGGUAAGCGAUGAGCCGCUGCGACGGGUGCUUAUACCGCCCUGCUACGGACGGACACUGGAUCUGGAGAACGACGAUGAGUGGCCUGCGCUGCGGCGCGCGAGCUCACCGGUCGAGACAUCAGACGUCGAGAGAUCAGACGUCGAGACAUCAGAUGUCAAGGAUGGGCGCGCUUCCUCCGUAUCUACUCUCGACGCCGACGAGGGGGUGCCGAGUACCUCCCUGGCAGGGGAUCAGGAGGUGUAUACAAUUCGUUGCAUUGGCUACGACGCCGGGGUCGUUUCCACGACGGCCACCGCAGCGCAGGAGGAUGGCUGGGGAUGA
Molecule: messenger RNA, 2061 nt
Organism: Didymella exigua CBS 183.55
Lineage: Eukaryota; Fungi; Ascomycota; Dothideomycetes; Pleosporales; Didymellaceae
Exons: 4
Coding region: 1-2061 (686 amino acids)
Biological process (GO): proteolysis
Molecular function (GO): cysteine-type peptidase activity
Source: RefSeq, a predicted model, not a curated record